AAAUUAAAAAAGAAAAGAGAAAAAAGAAAGAAAGAAAGAAAAGGUUUCAUCACUUUUGAGGCAAGUGGAACGUGCUAUCAUCGAUAUGCACCUGCUGGCUCUAUAAUUGAAGGGUAUGUGCGGAGGAACAAUACAUCUCACUGCAUCUCUAUAUAUAUAUAUUGUAGAGCUUUGAUAGAUUGGCUACUUCAUUUACCAAGUUAGGCUCUUAGUUGCGCAGGGAUAUAUCUUAAAUCUAAUCAGUAAUGGCAAAAAUUGCCUUGGGAAGCAGCCGAGAGGCCACCCAGCCCGACUGCAUCAAGGCCCUCGUCGUCGAAUUCAUCUGCACCUUCCUCUUCGUAUUCGCCGGCGUCGGAUCCGCCAUGGCUGCCGAUAAGCUGGUGGCUAACGCACUGGUGGGGUUGUUUGCUGUGGCCAUGGCCCAUGCGCUGGUUGUGGCAGUCAUGAUAUCCGCCGGCUUCCACAUCUCCGGCGGCCAUCUGAACCCCGCCGUCACCCUCGGCCUCGCCGUCGGCGGUCACAUCACCGUUUUCCGCUCCCUUCUCUACUGGAUUGAUCAGUUGUUGGCUUCUGCAGCUGCUUGUAUUCUUCUCCAGUUUCUCACGGGGGGCUUGGGUACCCCUGUACAUACUCUUGCAAGUGGAGUGGGCUACCUACAAGGGGUAUUGAUGGAAAUUGUGCUAACCUUCUCCCUGCUGUUCACCGUGUAUGCAACCAUUGUAGACCCCAAGAAGGGAUCUCUUGAUGGGCUGGGCCCUCUGCUAACUGGCUUUGUGGUCGGGGCCAACAUCUUAGCUGGGGGGGCCUUCUCUGGGGCUUCCAUGAACCCGGCCCGCUCGUUUGGUCCUGCUCUGGUCACCGGAGUCUGGACCGACCACUGGGUUUAUUGGGUCGGGCCCCUUAUUGGUGGUGGGCUUGCUGGUUUCAUCUAUGAGAACUUCUUCAUAGUUAGAUCUCAUGUUCCCCUCCCCAGAGAAGAAGAAAAUUACUGACUCUCUGUUGCUUGUACUCUGCCUCGAUGUGUCCAGUGUGUGCCUCACUUUUCUCUUCUCUGCUUUGUGGACUACUUCUAUUUUGUGCACAAAUGUGUGAAUAGCCAUCCUUCCUAUGUAACUCUUCAAUAAUUAUUUCAUCAGUUUUUAUUA
Malania oleifera is the source of this 1145-nucleotide messenger RNA. Its product is annotated as aquaporin TIP4-1. Gene Ontology annotation, biological process: water transport; transmembrane transport. Gene Ontology annotation, cellular component: membrane. The coding region runs from base 246 to 992 and encodes 248 amino acids. The transcript has 3 exons. Lineage: Eukaryota; Viridiplantae; Streptophyta; Magnoliopsida; Santalales; Ximeniaceae. Gene Ontology annotation, molecular function: water channel activity. The record is from RefSeq and is a predicted model, not a curated record.